Messenger RNA from Colletotrichum higginsianum IMI 349063, 1581 nucleotides. Its product is annotated as Cytochrome P450. Bases 1 to 1581 code for a protein of 526 amino acids. Gene Ontology annotation, molecular function: oxidoreductase activity, acting on paired donors, with incorporation or reduction of molecular oxygen; iron ion binding; monooxygenase activity. The record is from RefSeq and is a predicted model, not a curated record. NCBI's taxonomy places the organism in Eukaryota, Fungi, Ascomycota, Sordariomycetes, Glomerellales, Glomerellaceae. The transcript has 5 exons.
AUGGCGCCCGAGACGAGUCAUCUCUGGCUCUGGCUGGGUUUCGCCGCCGUAGCAGGCGUCGUAUACGUCACCGGCAUCGUCGUCUACCGCCUCUUCUUCCACCCGUUGGCCAAGUACCCGGGCCCCUUGAUCGCCAAGAUCACGGAUGGCUACCAGCUCUACCACGCGUGGAAUGGCGACCGCCACCUGGACUUUUACAAGCUUCACAAUCAGUACGGCAACGUCGUCCGCUUCGGCCCCAACUCGCUCUCGUUCAACUCGGCGACGUCGCUCAAGGACAUCUACGGCUUCCGCACCAACGUGCGCAAGGCCGAGUUCUACGACGCCUUCGUCCACCCGGCGCCCAACACGCACAACGCGCGCGACAAGGAGAUCCACGCGCGCAAGCGCCGCGUGCUCGCCCACGGCUUCUCCGACAGCGCCAUGAAGGAGAUGGAGCGCUACAUCCUGGGCAACGUGCGCGCCUUCACGACCGAGGUCGGCCGGGGCGCCUCGGACGAGACCAAGGGCUGGUCGACGCCCAAGAACAUGGCCGACUGGUGCAACUACCUGGCCAUGGACAUCCUCGGGGACCUGUCGUUCGGCAAGGCGUUCCACAUGCUGGAGGCGCCCGAUAACCGGUUCGCGCUGGACUUGAUUGCCGCGGCGACCAAGAGACAUCUUCUCUGCGGCACGAUGCCCAUCGUCGACAAGCUCAAGCUCGACAGGCUGCUGUUCCCGACCAUCGCGGCCGGCCGCGCGCGGUACAUGGCCUACAGCAAGGGGCAGCUGACGGAACGCACCAAGAUGGGCGAGGACACUGACCGACGCGACUUCUUUUACUACCUCCUCAAGGCGCGCGACCCGGAGACGGGGCAGGGCUUCUCGGUGCCGGAGCUCUGGGGCGAGUCGAAUCUGCUCAUCAUCGCCGGUUCCGACACGACUUCGACGGCCAUGGCCGCGACGCUCUUCUACCUCGUCCGUAACGCGGCGGCCCUCGAGCGAGUGACGGCCGAGGUGCGCGGCAAGUUCGCCAACGUCGAGGACAUCCGCCAGGGCGCGGCGCUCAACACGUGCAACUACCUCCGCGCCUGCAUCGACGAGGCCAUGCGCCUGUCCCCCUCGGUGGGCGGCCUCCUCCCGCGCGAGGUGCUCGCCGGCGGCGCGACCAUCGACGGCGCGCGCGUGCCCGAGGGCACCGUCGUCGGCACGCCGCACUACACGAUCCACCACAACGAGGCGUACUACCCGUCGGCGUACGCGUACGCGCCGGAGCGGUGGAUCGUCGGCGAGGCGAACCCGGCGUUCGGGGGCCGGGCGACGACGGAGGAGGACGUGGCGCGGGCGCAGAGCGCCUUCUGCCCCUUCUCGAUCGGCGCGCGGGGUUGCAUCGGCAAGGGGCUGGCGUACGCCGAGAUGUCGACGGCGCUGGCCCGGACGCUGUUCCUGUACGACCUGCGCAAGGCCGUCGGCGUCGAGGACCCGGCCGAGGGGCGGCCGGGGAGGGGCGAGGGCAGGGAGAGGGUCGGGGAGAUGCAGCUGUUUGACACGUUUACGAGCAUGAAGGACGGGCCGAUGCUGGAGUUCCGGGCGAGGGCGUGA